Messenger RNA from Astyanax mexicanus (Mexican tetra), 1159 nucleotides. It is a transcript of the gene fundc1, whose product is annotated as FUN14 domain containing 1. Gene Ontology annotation, biological process: autophagy of mitochondrion. Gene Ontology annotation, cellular component: mitochondrial outer membrane. NCBI's taxonomy places the organism in Eukaryota, Metazoa, Chordata, Actinopteri, Characiformes, Acestrorhamphidae. The coding region runs from base 86 to 544 and encodes 152 amino acids. The transcript is spliced from 5 exons. The record is from RefSeq and is a predicted model, not a curated record.
GGCGAAUGUGCGAUCAAUGAAGGUGGAGUAUUUGUGUAAGAGUGCAGGGAGGUGCGCAUGCGCGACACUGCUGUAGCCUCGUAAAAUGGCGGAUCGUGGAGAAGAGGCAGAGAGUGAGGAUGAAUUGUACGAGGUGGUGGAUAUCACAGACUAUGCCAGACGGCAUCAGUGGUGGAGUCGAGUCUUUGGGAGCAAUACAGGACCUAUUGCUGAAAAGUACUCUGUGGCGACGCAGCUCAUGAUGGGGGGCAUGACAGGCUGGUGUGCUGGAUAUCUCUUUCAGAAGGUUGGGAAAAUUGCUGCAACUGCAGUUGGUGGAGGAUUCUUAUUGUUGCAAAUUGCCAAUCACAGCGGCUAUGUGGAGGUCGACUGGAAGAAAGUAAAGAAAGAUGUUAAUAAAGCGAAAAAGCACCUGAAGAAAAAGGCCAACAAAGCUGCUCCUGAGUUAAAUUCCUUUAUCGACGAGUCCACAGAAUUUGUCAAGAGAAACAUUGUUGUUUCAAGUGGAUUCGUUGGAGGAUUUCUGCUGGGUCUGGCAUCCUAAAUUCUGGAUGAGUCUGCUGCAUAAAUGAACUCUGCCAAUCCUGAGGCAUUGUCCUCAGUGUUUAUGUUCAAUUGCUGUAUCACAGGGGCACAACACUAAAAAAAAAAAAAAAAAAACAGAUGGUUUUAAGACAAAGUUUGCACUAGAGGGUUGUGGCAGUGCCUGGACCUGGGUCUCUCUCUCUCUCUGUCUGUACAAUGAGGAAAGAAAUUUAAAUAUAUCAUGAAGUAUAUUAUUAACACUACUUUAAGUUCAUUACUGGAAUGCUACAACAUGUUUAUUUUAUAUAUAUUGGUCAGUGUUGUUGUUAGCUGGAAAACUUAAUGCCUGUACUUUAUUAGUUACGUGAGCAUAUGUUAAAAAAAUAGUUCUGUAUUAAGCUGUGUAUAGUAAUUAUGUUUUCAGUUAUAAUUUGCCUUUUUCACAGUGCUUAAUUUUAUUUUAUUUGUAUGCCUUUUUCAUUUGUUGUUACACAGAUGGUUUCUUGUAGUUUUAAUUAUGUUUGAUGUGUUUUAUUUAUGUACUGUACUGUGCCAACUACUUUACUGGACACUUGAAACUUAUAUAUGUUAACAUAAAAGAUGAUCUCCUAAUAAAAGAGGCAUUAUUUAUCCA